GCGUCCUGAGGCCUCCGGCCGCAGCAGCCAGCUUCCUAUUGGCUUACAGCCCUGUCGCUUAAGUUCAGUUCCUACUUCCGCCCCGUUUGUUCCUUUCCUGUGAGGCGCGAGCGGCGAGAGGCGAGGAGUGAGGGCUUCGGAUCUAUCGACCGCUUUACUGCCAAGAUGGUCAACGUACCUAAAACCCGAAGGACUUUCUGUAAGAAGUGCGGCAAGCAUCAGCCUCACAAAGUGACCCAGUACAAGAAGGGCAAGGAUUCCCUGUAUGCCCAAGGAAAGAGGCGCUACGAUCGGAAGCAAAGUGGCUACGGAGGGCAAACGAAACCUAUUUUCCGGAAGAAGGCUAAAACGACCAAGAAGAUUGUGCUCAGGCUGGAGUGUGUGGAACCUAACUGCAGAUCGAAGAGGAUGCUGGCCAUUAAGAGAUGCAAGCAUUUUGAACUAGGAGGAGACAAGAAGAGGAAGGGCCAAGUGAUCCAGUUCUAAACUUUGUGUUUAAGGCAAAAGUGUUGAAGCUGUGGGAAGACAGGCUGUAGGAAAAUAAAUGCAGUAGUAACCAUAACCUCAA
Molecule: messenger RNA, 568 nt
Organism: Cavia porcellus (domestic guinea pig)
Lineage: Eukaryota; Metazoa; Chordata; Mammalia; Rodentia; Caviidae
Gene: Rpl36al
Product: ribosomal protein L36a like
Exons: 2
Coding region: 166-486 (106 amino acids)
Biological process (GO): translation
Cellular component (GO): ribosome; cytosolic large ribosomal subunit
Molecular function (GO): structural constituent of ribosome
Source: RefSeq, a predicted model, not a curated record